AUGCGUUUGGGUUUGGAAAUUGCCGACAAAGUACACCAGACUAUACCCGCCGAUACUGUACUGGCCGUCCAUAUAUCGUUUACCGAUUAUGUUGUCGGCGACAAUGGCUGGGAAUUAAAACAAUCGGUUGAAUUUGCUAAACAACUCAAAGCACUGGGAGUUUAUUUGAUUGAUGUCAGCUCUGGUGGAGUGGUGUCGGGUAUUGGCUAUGAAUUUCUCGAUACAUCCAAACAACAACAUUCAGCAGCGGCUGUCAUACAACUAGAGGCCGGUAUCCGGACGGCAGCUGUCGGUAAAAUACGUGAUCCAUUGAUGGCCGAAAAACUACUUCAGGAUAACUGUUCAACAUUUGUAUUCAUCGGUAGGGCUUUCCUCAAUGACCCGCACUGGCCGUACAGAGCCAGCGAUCAACUCAAUGACAGGUCAUUCAAUUAUCCCAAACCGUAUGACUGGUGUAUCGGUUGGACAGCGUAUAUGAAAUGGCGUAAAGAUUUAGAUAACAAAUAA
Molecule: messenger RNA, 507 nt
Organism: Oppia nitens
Lineage: Eukaryota; Metazoa; Arthropoda; Arachnida; Sarcoptiformes; Oppiidae
Product: NADPH dehydrogenase-like
Exons: 1
Coding region: 1-507 (168 amino acids)
Cellular component (GO): intracellular anatomical structure
Molecular function (GO): FMN binding; NADPH dehydrogenase activity; NADP binding
Source: RefSeq, a predicted model, not a curated record